Molecule: messenger RNA, 1679 nt
Organism: Ictidomys tridecemlineatus (thirteen-lined ground squirrel)
Lineage: Eukaryota; Metazoa; Chordata; Mammalia; Rodentia; Sciuridae
Gene: Rnf133
Product: ring finger protein 133
Source: RefSeq, a predicted model, not a curated record
GUUGCAUUAACUUCAUAUCUAUUUUUUCAGUCCAAUUUGCUACCUGUAACCAUUAUUUGUAGCUCAGUGAUUGAAUCCAUCUUAUAACAACAUAGAAACCGUCCAUAACAACAUUGGAAAUGUAUAAGCCAAUAAAGUCACAGAAUGCUCUAAGCUCUUAUCCAAUUGGCUGCUUGGUCUUUUAUGUCAUAAUCACAUCAUGCAACAGUAAGCAGUAUCUAAAGUUACAGUGGUGAGACUGGGAUUUUUUUUUUUUCAAUCUAAAGUUUUUCUCUUUCUCUCUCUAAUAAAACAUCUGAAACUCAAGACAUCUUUAAGAAUUUCUUACAAAACCAUGCUGGGAGACGGUGGGUCUUGUUUUCACCCAGAAGAUUUUAUUUUCUUCCUUGUUUUAAAUUGAUGGUCAACAGAUGUGCAAGCCACAUCUUUCUGUUGGGUUGGUUCUUAAGUCGUUAGGCGAAGAGAGAGAUGACUCUCCUCAAGAUUGGCCCUUGGCACAACAACACUGCAUCUUCCUGGCUUGUGAAAUUCAGUUUUUUUUGGCUGUUUAGUCAGAACUGCUGCGGAGCAAGUGCAGUGUGGACCGCUUUUAUGAACAUAUCAUUUCAUGUUGGGAAUCGCGUGUUGUCAGAGUUGGGGGAGACUGGAGUAUUUGGAAGAAGUUCCGCUUUGAAGAGAGUGACAGGAGUUAUAGUGCCACCAGAGGGAAAAACUCAAAAUGCAUGCAAUCCCAAUACCAGUUUUAGCAGAUCACAGAACUCGGAGCCGUGGCUGGCACUCAUUGAACGGGGCGGUUGUACCUUCACACAGAAAAUUAAGGUGGCAACUGAGAAGGGAGCCAGUGGAGUGAUCAUCUAUAACUUUCCGGGAACUGGCAAUCAGGUUUUCCCCAUGUCUCAUCAGGCAUUUGAAGACACCAUUGUAGUGAUGAUUGGUAACUUAAAAGGCACAGAAAUUUUGCAUUUAAUUCAGAAGGGAUUUCAUGUUACAGCCAUGGUUGCGGUGGGGAGAAAACACAUCAUCUGGAUGAAUCACUACUUUGUCUCCUUUAUGAUCGUCACAACCGCGACUUUAGCAUAUUUCAUCUUUUAUCACAUAAGAAGACUUUGGGUAGCAAGGAUUCAGCACAGGAGAUGGCAGCGAUUAACAACAGACCUCAAGAAAGCUUUUGGCCAACUCCAACUUAGGGUAUUAAAAGAGGGGGAUGAGGAAUUAAAUCCAAAUGGAGAUAGCUGUGUAGUUUGUUUUGAACCCUAUAAGCCUAAUGAUACGAUUCGUAUUCUGACUUGUAAACACUUUUUCCACAAGAAUUGCAUUGACCCCUGGAUUCUAGCCCAUGGCACGUGCCCCAUGUGCAAAUGUGACAUUCUUAAAGCUUUGGGAAUUCAUGUGGAUAUUGAAGAUGGAACAGAAUCUUUGCAAGUUCUAAUGUCAAACGAAAUACCAGAAACCCUAUCACCUAGGGACGAGGAGACAAAUCAUGAGCCUCCUCCUGCAAGAACAUCAGAAAAAGUGACCCAUGUGGAGGAGUACCCUGCUUCUCCAAAUAAUGCCAGCCAGCCUAAUUUAGUACUAGAAACUGUACAUCCCUCGCCUUGACAGCAUGACCUUUGAGGAAGUGGAUUAAACCUGUUUGUCAAAUCAGGUGCUAAUACUGACAAGCAGUUUGUCUGUUUGAA